UUAAAAGUUGUUGCGUUAGAAGUGGGAAAGCAGUAUGUUAGCGGCAGCAGCUGUGGUGUCUUCAUCAUCUACCAGAAUCUUCUUUAAAAAUCUAUUUCUCAAGCCCUCUUCCUUCACCCUUCCACGCGCAUCCUCUCCCUCUGCUACCCGUUUUUCGAUCCGAUCAAUGGCUGACUCUGCUUUUAAGAAAGUUCAGAUUCAGAGAGAAGACACUGCUUUUGAUGCAUAUGUGGUUGGCAAAGAAGAUGCACCUGGAAUUGUUGUUCUUCAGGAAUGGUGGGGUGUGGAUUUUGAGAUAAAAAAUCAUGCCGUGAAGAUCUCUCAACUGGGCUCGGGAUUCAAAGCUCUUAUUCCAGAUUUGUAUCGAGGAAAGGUGAGUCUGGAUGUUGCAGAAGCACAACACCUAAUGGAUGGUCUUGACUGGCAAGGUGCUGUCAAGGAUAUCCAUGCUUCGGUUAACUGGCUUAAAGCUAAUGGCUCAAAGAAGGCUGGAGUGACUGGGUUUUGCAUGGGGGGUGCUCUCUCUAUUGCAAGUUCUGUUUUAGUUCCUGAAGUUGAUGCUGUUGUUGCCUUUUAUGGGGUUCCUUCACCUCAACUUGCAGACCCUGCCCAGGCCAAGGCCCCUGUUCAAGCUCAUUUUGGUGAACUUGAUAACUAUGUUGGAUUUUCAGAUGUGACGGCUGCAAAGGCUUUGGAGGAAAAACUGAAAGCAUCAGGGACUCCAUUUGAGGUACAUAUUUAUCCAGGCAAUGCACAUGCCUUUAUGAACAGGUCCCCAGAAGGUAUAAAGAGGAGGAAGGGCAUGGGAAUGCCUGAUGAGGAUGAAGCUGCAGUCCAGCUGGCCUGGUCUCGCUUCCAGUCAUGGAUGACUCGUUUCUUGUCAUCUUAAUCUACUGUGGUACUUUAUUAUGUCGUGUGCUUCAUGUUGAUAAUAUAAAUAUAAUAUGAAUGUCUGGAAUAUGCUGCCAUAUAUACUGAGACAGAGGAUUGGUUGGAAGACAGCUUUCAAAACCAAUCUGGGUGUCUAAAAUAAUCGUAAUGUUUGCUUUUUUUUUUGCUUCUCUUUUUCAUAUUUGGUUUGGCUGGUUUAUCUUAUGUUUGACCUUGGAUUUGUCAUCCUUUUUAUCUAGGUUGUACUAUUUGGCUGCAAA
Messenger RNA from Durio zibethinus, 1151 nucleotides. Its product is annotated as alpha/beta-Hydrolases superfamily protein. Gene Ontology annotation, molecular function: hydrolase activity. The record is from RefSeq and is a predicted model, not a curated record. Lineage: Eukaryota; Viridiplantae; Streptophyta; Magnoliopsida; Malvales; Malvaceae.